AAUUUUAUGAUAAAAGAAAAAGAAAUAAGAUAUAUAAGUUAUAGAGGGUUGCACAUAAAUUUUAAAUUUUUUAUUAGUAAACUCAAUUCAAAAGUUAAUUUAAUGCAUUCAGUGCUGGUAGGAAACUCGUUGUUUACGAUAUUAUGGGAACUUCCCAUGAGAGAGAUUUACUUUGGAUGAGUCAAUACAGUUAAAUAUUUAUGUUUUAAUAUUCCUAGUCCUUUUCUAUCUAUCAUAGGAUCAGUGAUAUGAACUAAAAUCGUCAUAAAUUCAAAACUGUCGCGUGUUUCACAGUUUACUAUGAUUAUUCGAAAACUAUUAUCGAAGUGCAAUACAUUGGCAAUGUCUCGUGAAUAGUAAUAGUUCGUCACAAUCAAUGUUACGCAUCAAAGUAGUAUCAUAAACCAGUUCGAGAGUGGUGAGACUUAUUAUGCAUCUCGAAGAAGAGCUCUAACUUCUUGCUAACUUAAAGGAGUAGAGAGCAUUUAUGCGAUUAGAGACAGUGAAAGAUGUAUCAAGAUGAAACGUAUCGAGAAGAGAGAAAAAAAAAUAUCUCUAAGAAGAAAUUAUCAAAGAAAAUAAAAAUUAUGUAGAUCUAGCUUAAAGGUAUGAAGAAAUUAUGUUAAUUAUUUAUUUCAUAUCAUUCUAAUCAAUUGAAAACUUUAUUAUUUUACAGAAAGAGAAUAUAAAAUAAUUUAUCAACGAUUAAAUAUUAUUUCGAUUGUCAUUAAUCUAAGAAAUAAAGAGAUUAAUUAAUAUCAAAUAACUUACACAUAUAGAUAUAAAUAUUAAAUAUAACUUGAAUUAUCAUCGAUUUAAAUAAUGAAGCAAAUCAUUAAUUAGAUAUAAUUGUAAUCAUUUGGAAGGUCUAAUUACUAUCAUAGAUAAAAACUGGUUAAUUCCAAAUAACUUACAUAGAUAAACAUUAAAUUUAAAAUUUUAAUUAUCUCUUAUCUGAAUAAAACGAAGUUAAUCGUUAAUUUGAUAGCCUUCUAAUCGCUUGGAAAAAUUCUAAUCUCUCAAAUUAUUAUGAAUACAGAUUAACUGAUACUGAAAACAGCAAUUACAUAUUAGUUCAAUCAAUUAUCUAUUCCUCGUAAUCUCGACUUACCGAUCAUUUUCACAAUAAACUGUUACCAAUAGAUAUUUCAUUUCUCAGAGAAGUAACACCAGGAAGAGAAGGAGAAGAAGAAAAAGAAAAAGAAAAAGAAAAGAAAAGAAGUUCUACGAUUGGAGAGUUUGGAUCAAGGAUAUCACACGCCUACGAGAAAAUCCUGGAAUAAGUUGGCGCCGUUUAUGAGGAUCUUACGUGCGACGUGGAGAACAAGUUGCCGAUUGAAAACGAAAGAGAAGGAAGAAUGCAAAGGGAGGAACGUGAUAUAGUCGGCUGGUUGGCGAGUUUCGUUCCACGAAGAAGCGACAGUUUCGUGUGCGUGUCUCAUCGUGACUCUCGUAGCACGAACUCGAACGUGAGUGCACGAGGAGAAUGCAUCGUGUUGGAAUAAAACGUUUCGAGUUCCUCGAUUCUCUGAUCGUUCUCUCAUUGUUGUUCGCUUCUUUGAUCGGCGAUACUGGGGGCGUUUGGAAAAGACGAGAGGACAAAACGAAAUGUCCAAGAGUCAAGGGAAUACGAAACUUUGACAUAACGGAGUUUCUCGGAUCAUGGUACAUAGUGCAGUAUUAUGCUAGCUCCGAGGAAGCUCUCAUUUAUAGAUGUAUGAGAGCUGAAUUGUCCGUGUCAUCUGAAAGCGCAGAAGUUACUAUGAAUUUCACGUAUAGUUUUACCGAUGAUCCGAUCAAUGAACAGCUCGUUGGUAAUAUCACAUGGAAAAUUCCUUCACCGGAGCUUCCAGCACAUUGGGUUCAUGCGGAAUUUCCCUAUGAAGAAAUAUAUAACACUUAUAUAUUGGAUUCGGAUUACAAAACGUGGGCCUUACUGAUGCACUGUGCCGAAAAAAAUAAGAGUCCCCGUUAUUUGUCUAGUUUCAUUAUGAGUAGACAGCCUAGUCUAGGGGUAAAUGUAAUUUCUUAUCUUCGUGAAAAAUUACCCAAGUAUGAUAUAGAUUUGGAGUAUAUGUUUCCUAUGGAACAAAAACAAUGCAAUCAAACGGAUAUACCGCCAUAUAGUAUAUCUUUCGUUCCUAUGUCGACGGACAAGAAAAUUAAUUCUAGCAGAAGACAUUUAUUAAAACGGAAACACAGACGACUUUAAAAUAUGAUUAAAUAAAUAAUUAUGUUUAUACACAUGUAUAUCCCGUUAUAUUAUAAUUACAACAAUGACAUCGAUACUUUAAAUUAAUCUGUUAUUAAUUAAUUAAUCAGUUAUUAAUUAAUUUUAUUAUAUUCAAAUAAUAUAUAAUCUUUUUAUUUAUAAUUCUAUAAUUGUAAUAAAGCGUUAUUGUUUUCUAGAUAUA
Molecule: messenger RNA, 2414 nt
Organism: Vespula vulgaris
Lineage: Eukaryota; Metazoa; Arthropoda; Insecta; Hymenoptera; Vespidae
Gene: Karl
Product: apolipoprotein D
Exons: 5
Coding region: 1487-2212 (241 amino acids)
Source: RefSeq, a predicted model, not a curated record